AAAGCACACCCAAACCUUCACAUCUCCUCUUCGUCUCUGCCCUCUCUUCUCUCUCUCUCCCCCACACACACACACUGUUGCGUGUGUAAAGUUGUUCGAUUCUUCCACUCUCUCUCCCUCCACAUUCCACACUCUCUAAAAUCAUUCCAAACUACAAAAAUGAUGCAAGAAAUGUGGAAUGGGCCGCCCGGUUUCCGACCCACAAAAUCGGCUCCGUCGUCUCCCGCCAAGCCGCUGGGCGUCUGCCGAACCAGGUCUGACACCUUCCACGUGACUCACAAGGUCCCGGUUGGAGACACCCCUUAUGUCCGGGCGAAAAAUGUUCAACUUGUGGAUAAGGAUCCGGAGAGGGCAAUACCUUUGUUCUGGGCAGCAAUUAAUGCCGGAGAUAGAGUGGAUAGUGCCCUUAAAGAUAUGGCCAUUGUGAUGAAGCAGCAAAACAGGGCGGAAGAGGCAAUCGAAGCCAUCAAGUCGUUGCGCAGCCGUUGUUCCGAUCAAGCCCAAGAAUCCCUUGACAACAUCUUGUUAGAUCUUUACAAGAGAUGUGGGAGAUUGGAUGACCAAAUAGCACUGCUGAGGCACAAACUGUAUCUAAUACAGCAAGGAAUGGCGUUUAAUGGGAAGCGAACCAAGACGGCAAGAUCCCAAGGGAAGAAGUUUCAGGUCUCCGUCGAGCAAGAGGCGACUCGAUUGCUGGGGAACUUGGGAUGGGCACUGAUGCAGCAAAACAAUUACAUAGAGGCAGAAGAGGCUUACAGGCGAGCGCUUUUACUGGCGCCGGAUAAUAACAAGAUGUGCAAUCUGGGCAUUUGCCUGAUGAAACAAGGGAGAAUAGGCGAGGCGAAAGAGACCCUUCGGAGAGUAAAGCCAGCGGUGGCCGACGGCCCCAGAGGCGUCGAUUCCCACCUCAAGGCCUAUGAGAGAGCGCAGCAAAUGCUUAGAGACCUUGAGUCUGAGAUGAUGAACCGGGGCGGUGAUAGGGUGGAACAGAGUAAGCUGUUUGACGCAUUCUUGGGUUCUUCCGCUAUCUGGCAGCCUCAGCCUUGCAAGGAGCAAAAUCUUGCUCCAUUCUCCAACGCGCAUCCGCCGUCUAAACUUCAAGACGAUGCUUAUGCCGAUGAGAAUGCAAACUCCAACAUCAUAACCAGCCGUUUGCCACAAAGAAGCGCCAAGCCAGGAAUUGGUGCUACUCUGGUGAAUUCACUCAACAUUGAUGCACCACCAUUCUAUUCAUCCAAAUUUGGGAAGGAUUCUUCCGCAGGUACUGCCCUUUUGCCUGAGAGUCUUAAGAGGACAAGGUCCGGAAACGUAGCAAACUUAGAGCAGAAGAUGAUGGCUUGCACCGAGCCGGAGAAUAAAGUGCGUAAACAGUCCAUAUCACCGGAGAAAACUGGCGAUAAGUGGGCCGAUUUGCUCCCGGAUAGCAAGGACUUUGAGGAGGCUAUAAUUGCUGCUGUUUUAGGUCCGGGUUACGAAACAACGAGAAAGACUGACGACAAAAGGCAUGGCAACGGCGAUGAUAUCACUCAGAGAAAGGUGGUUGACAAAAGGCUCAAAGUAUUUCAAGACAUUACAGCAUCUUUGAGUCCAAAGGCCUGACUUUUUAUUGAACAUUAUAUAUAGAUAUGACUUAAAAGCUAAUUUAGUUGGAAUCUUGAUUCUAAGUUAUGGUAAUGUUUUAGGUUGGAGAUGAACUUGUUCUCCUCAAGUUUCAUUCCUGUAGGGAGAGGGAAGGAGGGAGGGAUUCACAGCUAAAUAAAUGGUGUCUCCACCCCAUCCCCACCCCCACCCCCUCAACAGAGGAGUGUCUGUCUAAUUUUAUUCAUUUUCUGCCUUUUC
Messenger RNA from Sesamum indicum (sesame), 1839 nucleotides. Its product is annotated as Tetratricopeptide repeat (TPR)-like superfamily protein. Gene Ontology annotation, molecular function: protein binding. Lineage: Eukaryota; Viridiplantae; Streptophyta; Magnoliopsida; Lamiales; Pedaliaceae. The record is from RefSeq and is a predicted model, not a curated record.